AUUUGAAGGGUGAGAAGGAGGUACCAGACUCGAUGAGUUUCCAUCGAAAUGUCGGAAAAGUCAGGCCAGAGUACAAAAGCAAAGGAUGGGAAAACCAAGUAUGCAACACUCAGUCUGUUUAAUACUUACAAGGGAAAAUCACUGGAAACUCAAAAAACCACAGUUGCCGCACGCCAUGGAUUGCAGAGUCUGGGUAAAGUUGCUAUAUCGAGGAGGAUGCCUCCCCCUGCUAACCUCCCUAGUCUCAAAGCAGAGAACAAAGGCAAUGACCCUAAUGUGAACAUCGUGCCUAAAGAUGGCACAGGAUGGGCUUCGAAACAAGAACAGCAUGAGGAAGAAAAACAGCCAGAAGUGCCGCAGACACAGCCAAAACCUGCCGCUCCUGCUCCUCCAGAAGCAGCUCCUGUUGCCAAAUCAUGGGCCAGUACCAAGCCAGGUGGGCAAGGAGAUGGUCCAGCUAUUCAAGUAAAUAGUUAUUUCCAGCAAGAGUUUCCCAGUCUGCCGGCAGCUGGGGAUCAGGAAAAGUCAGGCAAAGAAAAGGAUGCAUCUGAAGAGCAUGGAUCUGGACCCAGCUUGCGACCCCAAAAUUCUGCCCAUGCAGAUAAUACCAACUGGAGAGAAGGUGGUAAUAAGAACAACUUACCUGGGUCUCCAACUGAUCAAGAAGCUAAAACUCCUGGGCAAGAUGAUAAUGCUACAGCACCUGGAGAACAAAAUGAUGCCCAGAAGGCAGCAGACAAGAGACUACCACAAAUCCCUCAGCCCAAGCUGAAUGGUCAGCAGCAACCACCGAUCUCGUCUCAGUACAGGGCAAUGAUGCCCCCUUAUAUGUUUAAUCAGUAUCCAAGAAUGGCAUAUCCUCCUUCCAUGCAAGGUCCAACAAGGUUUCCUAAUUCUGACCCUGGCAGAGGGCCAAGGGGAAGAGGACCACCUUCCUGGUGUUCAGAACCUAUUGAGCGCCCAUCCAUUCUUAGUGCUAGUGAACUUAAAGAACUAGAUAAAUUUGAUAAUCUAGAUGCUGAGGCUGAUGAGGGCUGGGCAGGUGCUCAGAGUGAAGUGGAUUACACUGAACAGCUGAACUUCAGUGAUGAUGAUGAGCAAGGAAGUAGUCAAAAAGAGAAGGAAAGUGGUGAUGAGCAAACACCAUCAAAAGACUCUCAAAGCCCCGAUGACCAGAAGGAAGCAGAAGAGCAGACAAAGUCUGCCACACAGGUUUCCACAGCAGCAACCAAAGCACCCUAUGGCAAAACCCCUCAGCUUGAUCAGGACCGAGGUCCAACACAGCCCUCUAUACAUGAAAGAGGUGGUCCUGCUCUUCAUCCAAAAUCUAUUCUACCACCGCACCCUCCUCCCGAUCGUCAGAUAGGAAGACAGGGUCCCUUUCCCCCUAAACCAGUACCAGAUGAAGAUGAAAUCUGGAAGCAGAGGAGAAGGCAGCAGUCAGAGAUAUCGGCUGCGGUUGAGCGAGCCCGUAAGCGACGUGAAGAGGAAGAAAGAAGAAUGGAAGAACAAAGAAAAGCAGCUUGUGCAGAAAAGCUAAAACGGUUAAAUGAGAAAUUUGGCUGCGUGACAAAACCCUCCCGGGAUGACCCUCUAAAAGAGAGAGAGAGGGAAAGAGAGAAGGAGAGGGAAAGGGAACGAGAAAGAGAAAGGGAGAGAGAGAGGGAAAGGGAAAGGGAGCGAGAAAGGGAAAAGGAGAGGGAGAGAGAAAAAGAGAGGGAGAGGGAGAAGGAAAAAGAAAGAGAGAGGGAGCUAGAAAAAGAGAGAGAAGAAAAAGAAAAAAUGGAAAAAGCAAAAGAACAAGAAAGGGAGAGUGAGAAAGAAAAGGAGAUAGAAAAGGAGGAGAAGGAGAAAGAAAAAGAAGAGGAGAAGCCAACACCUGAGGUUCCUGAGCCUGAAGAACCUGUGGCAGCACCUGUARUGGAAAAACAAGAAAAUGAAAUCAGGAAUAACAAGGAAGAAAAAGAAGAUCAACCAGUCUUUACCCGUCAAGACAGUGGUCGGAAUGAGAAAGAGAAAGACACUCAGGUGCCUCAUGAAAGYGAGCCCGAUUCAGGGUCUCAACCUCGUCCUACUGUUUCCUCUGGCUAUUCUAAGCAGUUCCAGAAAUCACUGCCACCAAGAUUUCAGAGGCAGCAGGAGCAAAUGAAACAGCAGCAGUGGCAGCAGCAGCAGCAGGGUGUGCUUCCCCAGUCUGCUCCAUCGCAGCCUUCUAGUGGCCCUGUCCCUCCUCCCCAGCACAGACCUCUCUACCAGCCCAUGCAGCCGCAUCCCCAGCAUUUGGCUUCCAUGGGCUUUGAUCCACGAUGGCUCAUGAUGCAGUCUUAUAUGGACCCACGGAUGAUGUCGGGAAGGCCUGCAAUGGAUAUGCCUCCUAUUCACCCAGGAAUGAUGCCUCCCAAACCACUAAUGAGAAGAGACCAGAUAGAGGGAUCAGCAGCUGGUUCRGACUCAUUUGAACAUAUGGCUCGCUCGACGAGGGAGCACCCCGUCCCUCUGUCCGAGCCCCGCGUGAUGUGGGGGUCUGACCCCUACCCCCACGCCGAACCUCAGCAGGCUAGCUCUCCUCCCAAAGCGUUGGAYGAGCCUGAAGAUUUGAGGCCUGAGGCACACAUGGAGCAAGACCGAGKUGCUGCUGUCCCUACUGCUUAUCCUGUAGAGCACAACCAGUUGGAUUCUCAUCCAAAGACAGACUUUUUCAGAGAAUCGGCAGAGGUGGAGGUGCAGAAGUUCCCAAGCAGGCCUUCAGAAGACGUACAGCCUCUCCAAACUGACAUGCCUAGCCCAGCAGUUAAUUUUGAAGGAGUUAAUGAGAAUAUUACACGCAGCUCUCAGGAGGAAUUGGUGCCUGUGGGGGAAAGUCACUCUUCUCUGAAGAGAAGCAUUUCCCAUGGUUCAAGUCACUCUUUAAAAUCAGAAGACCAGAGGAACGAGACAGUAACGAAUAUUUCUAAAUUAAAUAACAGGUCGGUUGAGACAAAGGAGACUGUGGAGAGACUUGAGAUUAAGCCAAGAAAAGAAACUUUGAUCAGUAAUAGAGCAUUGGAAGGACCAAAACCUGAAAAAACAUUCAAACCUAAGUCUGAAACAAGAUGGGGUCCUAGGCCUGGUUACGGCAGAAGAGAAGAAGGCGGUGAUAGACCUAUAAGAAGAUCUGGUCCUAUUAAAAAACCUGUGCUUAGAGAUAUGAAAGAAGAGCGUGAACAACGAGAAGAACGCGAGCAGAGGAAGGAGAAAGAAGGAGAAAAAGCAGCUAGCGAGAAAAUGGGCAAAUCUGAAAAAAGUGACAAAAAGGAAGCACCUCAAGUGCCACUGCCUCAGACUGAGCCCGAAGCAUCUGCCUCCAGCAGUGCUGCUGCUCCAGGGAAGAAGAUAACCCAGGAUGCUGCUUCAGUAGCAGCAAGCUCAGAGAGCAGCCAAAGCGAGGCAGCAGCUAAAGCUCCAGUGCAGCCCCCCACCCYGCCAGUGCAGCAGCAGCUCCCAGCUGCGCAGCCCCCUGCCCCACAGCCUCCCGCAGCGGCCCCACAGCCGCCCCCUGCCCAGCCUGCGGCCCCACAGCAGCCCCAUGUUCAGCAGCCAGCUACCACAGCGAAGGAGGAGAAGCAGACAGAGAAGGUGGCCAGCAAGGAGGUGAUAGAGAAACCACGUUUAGAAACCAGACCUGUGAAAAGAGAGCCUGGCUUACCGCCUAGAACAUACUGGAAGGAGGCUAGGGAUAGAGACUGGUUCCCAGAUCAAGGAUACAGAGGUAGAGGUCGCGGGGAAUAUUACUCCAGAGGUCGCAGCUAUAGAGGUUCCUAUGGGGGACGUGGCCGGGGCAGUAGAGGCCAUAACAGAGAGUACCCACAACACUACAGAGAUCCUAAGCCUAGAUCAGACCAUGUGCCUUCAGGGCCUGUCAGGCAAAGGGAAGAGAGUGAAACCCGUAGCGAGAGUUCUGAUUUUGAAGUCAUCCCRAAACGGCGCCGCCAGCACGGCUCCGAAACGGAUUCCGACAGCGAGGUUCAUGAAAGCGCAAGCGACACCCUGCUCUCAGACAAGGACAGCCUGAGCAAAGGCAAGCACCCCAAGAGAGAGGAGAGACCUGAGAGCAAGAAGCCUUCCAAGCCCCUGAUGUUCAAACCUGAAAACAAUAUCAGAAUAGACAAUAGAUCCAUAGAAAAAACCUAUAUAAGGGAAGAUGAGAAUAAACCCAAACCAGGGUUUCUUCCUAAAGGAGAGCCUUCUAGACGAGGUAGAGGGGGAAUGUUUAGACGUGGUGGUAGGGAUCCUGGUGGGCGUCCUCCACGUCCAUCUACAAUAAGGAGACCGGCCUACAGGGACAAUCAGUGGAACCCUCCUAGGCAAACCGAAAUCAUUAAACCAGAAGAUGGGGAACCUCCAAGAAGAAAUGAACAUUAUGGUCCUAUACCAGUUGAUAAAAGACCUCAAAAGUUCGAGAGGAAGUUUGAUCCAACAAGAGAAAGGCCACGAAGACAAAGGCCUGCUCGGCCUCCAAGGCAGGAUAAGCCACCGCGCUUCAGGCGCCUAAAAGAAAGAGAGGCUGCCUCGAAGAUAAACGAGGCGGUAGCUAAUUCAUCAACACCUGCGACAGUUAAUAAUGCAGUUAACGAGCAGCCCACCACCGCCCUGGAUGUGUCGGGGAGUAAGACACCAGACUUGUCCAACCAGAAUUCUUCAGAUCAGGCAAAUGAAGAAUGGGAAACGGCCUCAGAAAGCAGCGACUUCAACGAAAGGCGUGAAAGGGAUGAGAAGAAAACKGCAGAUGCGGCAGCACAAGUGGUUGUAAAAGCAGGAGAAAACACUGGAGCCCCCAAAAGGGAAAUAGCCAAGAGAAGUUUCUCUAGUCAGCGGCCUGGAAUUGACCGUCAAAACCGACGUGGCAACAAUGGGCCAGCUAAACCCGGGAGGAACUUCUCAGGGCCUCGUGGUGAAAGACGGAGUGGUCCUCCACCCAGAAGUGGAAAAAGAGGACCAUUUGAAGAGCAGACAGCAAGUGUGCCUGCUGUUGAUCCCACCAACAGCACUGCUUUGCAUCAGGAAGAAGGUGCUAAUGCUGCAGGACAAAAAAGUGCUAAGGAUGCCAGUGGCAAAAAGAGAGAGGAACCCAAGGCUGGUCCAAAACCCAAGCCUAAGGAAAAAGUGGAUGCCUUGUCUCAGUUUGAUCUUAACAACUAUGCAAGUGUUGUGAUUAUUGAUGAUCACCCUGAAGUGACAGUAGUUGAAGACUCCCAGUCUAACUUGAAUGAUGAUGGUUUUACUGAAGUGGUGUCUAAGAAGCAACAAAAACGCUUGCAAGAUGAAGAGCGCAGAAAGAAGGAAGAACAAACAGUGCAGGUUUGGACCAAAAAAGGAUCAAGUGAAAAAGGACGAGGUCAGAACUCAAAGCUGCCGCCCAGGUUUGCCAAAAAGCAGCAGCAGCAACAGGCAGCAGCUGCGGCUGCGCAGCAGGCACAGGCUCAAGCUCAGGCUCAGGCCCAGGCCCAGCCUCCGUGUGGGACCCAGGCUCCAGGGCAGCCCCCGGCUUCUGCUCAGCCUCAAGCCCAGGYGGCGGCGGGGACAGCCAGCCCCGAGUUCGCGGUGCCGGGCAAAGUUCUGCAGAGCGCCCAGGCUCACAACGGGCUGGGAACUGAGUUGUGGGAAAACAAGGUGCCUUCUACAGCAGUUCUGAAUGACAUCUCCAAAAAAUUGGGACCCAUUAGCCCACCUCAGCCGCCUUCAGUCAGUGCUUGGAACAAACCUUUGACAUCUUUCGGCGCAUCUACAUCUCCAGAGGGAGGAAAGCCUGGACAGGAAGGUGGAGUUGAACUUGGUAUAGAAACUAUUCAGUUUGGAGCUCCAGCUUCCAGUGGCAGUGACAAUGAAGUUGGCCCUGUGCUGUCUGAGAAGUCCACUGACAAGCUCCCGGAACCAAAAGAGCAGAGGCAGAAACAGCCUCGGGCUGGACCCAUCAAAGCACAAAAGCUUCCAGACUUGAGUCCAGUAGAAAACAAAGAGUAUAAACCUGGUCCUAUUGGGAAAGAGCGUUCUUUAAAGAACAGGAAGGUGAAGGAUGCCCAGCAGGGAGAGCCGGAGGGACAGGAAAAGCCAUCUCCCACCUCUGUCAGAAGUCCCGAACCUGUCACUGCAAAGGAGACCAAAGCAGCAAGUGAACUUAGUACGGAAAUAGGAACGAUGAUAUCUGUGUCUGCUCCAGAGUUCGGAACAAACACAAAGGAGUCUGUAACAGACUACACUACACCUUCUUCUCAUCCUAACACAGUGGCUACUAGCAAUGCAAAAAUGGAGGAGACUUUGGUGACGAACGUGCCCCUGCCCCACACCCUUCCCCUCCCUAGGAGGGAGACUCUACAACAGAGCUCCAGCCUAACUCCAGUUUCUCCCGCUACCGUCGACCUCACCCUCAAGAUGGAGUCUGCCCGCAAAGCAUGGGAGAAUUCCCCCAACAUGGGAGAGAAGAGUUCCCCGGUGACCUCUGCAGCAUCUCCCAUUGCCAGUGGCAACAGCAGCAGCAGCAGCAGCAGCAGCACCGGGCCGAGCAGUGGCACUUACAGCUCUUUCUCUAGUGCAUCGAUGCCUCCUAUUCCUGUGGCCUCAGUUACACCGACUACUUCUCUGUCAGGAGCUGGAACUUACACAACCUCCUCCCUGAGUACGAAGACUACRAGCACCUCAGACCCACCCAAUAUAUGUAAAGUGAAACCACAGCAGCUGCAGACAAGCAGCCUGGCCUCUGCUGGCCACUUUUCCCAGCUGAGCUGCAUGCCAUCCCUCAUUGCCCAGCAGCAGCAAAGUCCCCAGGUCUACGUGUCUCAGUCUGCAGCAGCUCAAAUCCCAGCUUUCUACAUGGAUACAAGUCAUCUGUUCAACACCCAGCAUGCACGCUUGGCACCGCCUUCCUUGGCACAGCAGCAGGGCUUUCAACCGGGGCUUUCUCAGCCUGCUUCAGUUCAGCAGAUCCCCAUCCCCAUCUAUGCACCUCUACAAGGACAGCACCAAGCUCAGCUGAGUUUAGGAGCAGCACCAGCUGUUUCACAAGCCCAGGAGUUGUUCAACUCCUCCUUACAGCCCUAUAGAUCCCAGCAAGCUUUUAUGCAGAGUGGGCUGUCUCAGCCAUCGCCCGUGGUCCUCUCUGGUACAGCCUUGCACAACUUCCCAGCUGUGCAACACCAGGAGCUGGCCAAGGCCCAGUCGAGCCUGGCCUUUCAACAGACUUCUAAUACCCAACCUAUUCCUAUCUUAUACGAGCAUCAACUUAGUCAAGCUUCAGGACUGGGAGGCUCUCAGCUUAUUGAUACACAUAUUCUGCAGGCCAGAGCUACACUUACCCAGGCUUCAAAUCUGUAUUCUGGGCAAGUUCAGCAGCCUGGCCAGAGCAAUUUCUAUAACACUGCACAGUCUCCCAGUGCUCUCCAGCAGGUAAACUAUGGCAUGGUGACUGUACCUUUACCAGGAUCACAGCUUUCUUUGCCCAACUUUGGAUCCACAGCCCAGCCACUCAUUGCCCURCCGCAGUCUUUGCAGCCCCCACUACAGCACACACCACCACAAGCACAGGCUCAAAAUCUAAGCAGACCUGCACAAGUAACCCAGCCUUUCCGAGGAUUAAUCCCAGCGGGAACUCAGCACAGCAUGAUUGCUGCCACUGGGAAGAUAUCAGAAAUGGAUCUGAAAGCCUUUGGAAGCGGCAUUGAGGUUAAACCUGGCACACCACCGGUUACUGGUAGAAGUACCACUCCAACUUCCAGCCCCUUCCGGGCCAGUUCUACAAGUCCUAACAACCAAUCCAAUAAAAUGAACAGCAUUGUUUACCAGAAGCAGUUCCAGUCAGCAGCUGCCGCGGUGCGAAUGACGCAGCCGUUUCCUGCACAGUUUGCACCCCAGGCGAAGCAGAGAGCAGAGGUGCUGCAGUCCACACAGAGGUUCUUUUCAGAGCAGCAGCAGCAGCAGCAGAGCAAGCCGCUGGGCGGCAAAGCGCCCAAGGGGGACGAGAACGGCAGCAAAGGCGCCGAGGCCGUCGCCGACCCGGCGGGCGGCUGCGCGGACAAGGCCGAGGAGAAGCCGGCGCCCGCGCCCGCCGCGGCCCCCAAGCCCGUGCGGACGGGACCAAUCAAACCUCAGGCAAUCAAAACGGAAGAGACGAAAUCGUAG
This is a messenger RNA of Nothoprocta perdicaria, 8151 nucleotides long. RefSeq names its product proline rich coiled-coil 2C (gene PRRC2C). Gene Ontology annotation, biological process: cell differentiation. The record is from RefSeq and is a predicted model, not a curated record. The transcript is spliced from 33 exons. NCBI's taxonomy places the organism in Eukaryota, Metazoa, Chordata, Aves, Tinamiformes, Tinamidae. The coding region runs from base 49 to 8151 and encodes 2700 amino acids.